GAUGGUGGAGGUGCAGUGUUUGUUGAUCUCAAGGCAGUGGGUUGAUUUGUUUAUUUGGUUUUAAGGUGCUUUGUUUGUGUUGUGUGCUUUGCUUUGGGUAGUGUAGUUGUAGAAAACUAGAAGUUUAGUAGUUUACUGCUUGAGUUCAUACCAAGAAAGCUAAAAUACACACACAGAAACCAGAGAGAGGAGAGAGAGAAACCUAGAGAGAUAAAGAAACAAAGAGAGAGACAGGGGGCUGCAAAACCCAAAUGAUGCAAACCCGAGAAGAAAGGUUUGGAAAUUGAGGCAAAUGUCUACAGUGCUGCCGCCCAGCUCGAGGCAAUCCUUCCCCAUCUUCAGCACCUCCUCCUCCUCCCACUCUUCUGUUUUUCUCUGUCUCACCCUAUUUUUACUCUACGCACCCACCUUUGCUUCUGCCGCACAUCCUGAAGCCACCCUUCUCUUCUCCUGGCUCCAUUCCUCUGCUGAGCCGCCACCUUCCUUCUUCUCCAACUGGAACCUCCUCCAUCCCAAUCCAUGCAACUGGUCCUCCAUAACAUGUUCCCCUCAAGGCCACGUCACCGAAAUCACAAUCCAAUACAUCCCUCUCCAGCUUCCACUUCCAACCAGUCUCUCCUCCUUUCCCUCCCUCCGAAAACUCACCAUUUCAGGUGCCAAUCUCACCGGAACCAUCCCCGCCGACAUCGGUGAAUGCACCGAGCUGCAAGUCAUCGACCUCAGCUCAAACUGUCUGGUGGGUUCAAUCCCGCCCAGCGUUUCAAGGCUCCGAAAUCUCCAAGACUUGAUCUUGAACUCCAAUCAGCUCACUGGGAAAAUCCCAGUUGAGCUCGGCACCUGCAUUGGACUAAAAAACCUCCUUCUCUUCGACAACCAGCUAACCGGGUCGAUUACGGCGGAGCUCGGGAAGCUCACUAGCCUUGCAGUUCUGAGAGCAGGAGGUAACAAAUACAUUGGUGGGAAAAUCCCAGAGGAGCUCGGAGGCUGCAGCAAUUUGACUGUCUUGGGGUUGGCUGACACCCAAGUUUCAGGCACUUUGCCUGCCUCAUUGGGUAAGCUUAGCCAUCUCCACACCCUGUCUAUUUACACCACAAUGAUCUCCGGUGAAAUCCCACCUGAAAUAGGUAACUGCUCUGAGCUUGUCAACUUGUUUCUUUACGAAAAUAGCCUCUCCGGUUCGAUUCCACCGGAGCUUGGAAAGCUUAAGAAGCUGGAGCAGUUGUUAUUGUGGCAAAAUAGUCUUUCUGGUCCAAUCCCAGAAGAGAUUGGGAAUUGUAGCAGCUUGAGAAUGAUUGAUUUUUCUCUAAAUGCUUUGUCUGGUACUAUGCCUUUGUCUUGGGGAGGCUUAUCGAAUCUUGAGGAGUUUAUGAUUAGUGACAACAAUGUCACCGGUUCGAUCCCUUCCAACCUUUCUAAUUUGACGAACCUGAUGCAGCUGCAGCUCGACACGAAUCAGAUCUCCGGUUUGAUUCCACCGGAGAUUGGGAUGUUGUCGAAGCUGACUGUUCUUUUCGCUUGGCAAAACCAGCUUGAAGGAAGCAUUCCUUCAACUCUGGCUAGUUGUAGCAAUCUCCAAGCACUAGACUUGUCACACAAUUCGCUCACCGGCACCAUUCCUGCCGGAUUGUUUCAGCUCAAAAACCUCACAAAGCUUCUUUUGAUUUCGAAUGACAUUUCGGGUUUGAUUCCACCAAGUAUUGGCAACUGCAGCUCUCUGGUUCGGCUGCGGCUUGGGAACAACAGGAUUGCUGGUGGGAUUCCGAAAGCAAUUGGAGACCUUAGGAGCUUAAACUUUCUUGACCUGUCUGGGAACAGCCUUUCUGGGCAAGUGCCUGAUGAGAUUGGGAGUUGCACAGAGCUACAGAUGAUAGACUUGAGCAACAAUACUUUGGAAGGUCCCCUGCCUAACGCUUUGUCGUCACUAUCAGGACUUCAAGUCUUGGAUGUUUCGGUUAAUCAGUUUUCGGAGCAGAUACCAGCGAGCUUGGCUCGUCUUGUUUCGUUGAACAAGCUUAUUUUGAGCAGGAACUUGUUCUCUGGAAUGAUACCUACAUCGCUUGGCCUGUGUUCGAGUCUCCAAUUGCUUGAUCUUAGCAGCAACAAGCUCACUGGCUCAAUCCCCGUGGAGCUUGGGAGGAUUGAAGCCCUUGAAAUCGCGCUAAAUUUGAGCUGCAAUGCACUCUCAGGCCCCAUCCCACCUCAAAUAUCAGCACUCACCAAGCUUUCGAUACUAGACCUUUCACAUAACCAGCUUGAUGGGGACUUGAGUCCACUUGCAGAGCUCAAUAAUCUUGUCUCGCUUAAUGUGUCAUAUAACAAACUCAGUGGCUACCUUCCAGACAACAAGCUUUUCAGACAGUUGUUACCAAUGGAUUUGGCUGGAAACGAAGGCCUUUGCUCUUCAAAUCGCGACUCAUGCUUCCUGAGUGAUGUUGGCCGCACAGGACUAACAAGAAAUCAAAAUGAAAUAAGGCGGUCACGCAGGCUUAAGCUAGCAAUUGCAUUGCUGAUCAUCCUGACAGUUGCAAUGGUGGUUUUGGGGAUCCUUGCAGUGAUUAGAGCGCGAAGAGCUAUCAGAGAUGAUGAUGAAUCAGAAUUGGGGAACUCGUGGGCUUGGCAGUUCACUCCAUUCCAGAAGCUAAAUUUCUCGGUUGAGCAAGUGCUUAGAUGCCUGGUGGAUGUCAAUGUAAUUGGAAAAGGGUGUUCUGGGGUUGUGUAUCGUGCUGAUAUGGACAAUGGCGAAGUCAUUGCAGUGAAGAAGCUCUGGCCAGCAACAGUUGCUGCUGACAACGGAUGUUGUAAUGAUGAAAAAUGUGGAGUUCGCGAUUCAUUCUCAGCGGAGGUCAAAACACUUGGCUCAAUACGUCACAAGAACAUUGUUCGGUUCUUGGGUUGUUGCUGGAAUAAGAACACAAGAUUGCUCAUGUACGAUUACAUGCCUAAUGGAAGCUUGGGAAGUAUUCUACAUGAGAGGACAGGGCAUGCCUUUGAAUGGGAAGUUCGGUACCAAAUUUUGUUGGGUGCAGCUCAAGGCAUUGCCUAUUUGCACCAUGAUUGUGUUCCUCCAAUUGUUCACAGGGAUAUCAAGGCCAAUAACAUCCUCAUUGGCCUUGAGUUUGAGCCUUACAUUGCUGAUUUUGGCCUAGCCAAACUCGUUGAUGAUGGCGAUUUCGCUCAGUCCUCCAACACAGUUGCUGGUUCCUAUGGCUAUAUUGCUCCUGAAUAUGGAUACAUGAUGAAGAUCACAGAGAAGAGCGAUGUUUAUAGCUAUGGAGUUGUUGUAUUGGAAGUCUUGACAGGGAAACAACCGAUAGAUCCAACAAUACCAGAAGGGCAACAUGUAGUGGAUUGGGUAAGACAGAAGAGGGGAAGCAUUGAAGUCCUCGACCCAAGCCUCAUAUCGAGACCCGAAUCGGAGAUAGAGGAAAUGAUGCAGGCAUUAGGCAUAGCCUUGUUGUGUGUAAACUCAACCCCUGAUGAAAGACCAACCAUGAAAGAUGUGGCAGCAAUGCUAAAGGAAGUCAAACAUGAGAGGGAGGAGUAUGCCAAGGUUGAUAUGCUCCUCAAAGGUUCGCCCGCGAAUGAUGCUCGCGAAAAUAAGAACCCUAAUGGAGUUUUGGCAACCUCAUCAUCGGCAGCAAUGAAAAGCUUGUUUGCAAAAAGCAACAACACAAUGUUUUCUGCAUCCACAUUGCUUUACUCAUCAUCCUUCUCUAGUGCCAAUAAAAUGGGGUUCAAGUGAUUAGUUAAUUAUAUGAUACACAGCUAAAAGAUUGUGAUUUUUUGUUUAGUUUCUUCAGUUUCAGAACUCCAUUGUGUCAUUGAUGUAUAGAAGAAAGGUUUGACAUUUGUUAUAACCAAGUGCAGAGCAUCAAAUAAAGCCAACAGUUGUAGGCUUCGAUUUUAAGUAAUUUU
Messenger RNA from Malus domestica (apple), 3915 nucleotides. RefSeq names its product LRR receptor-like serine/threonine-protein kinase RGI1. Gene Ontology annotation, molecular function: protein kinase activity; protein binding; ATP binding. Lineage: Eukaryota; Viridiplantae; Streptophyta; Magnoliopsida; Rosales; Rosaceae. The record is from RefSeq and is a predicted model, not a curated record. Gene Ontology annotation, biological process: protein phosphorylation.